UGUGUGUAUGGGUAUCCAAAGGGCAACGCAGGGGCUUUUUGCAGUCCACACCUGUAUAUCUAUUGGCCCGUGGCACAUUCUAAUAAUUUCAUUUGAAAAGAAAACAGCAAAAAUGUAAAAAUCUGCAGUGGUUUUGCCAGAAUAAAGUCAAAAUAUCAAGUUGAAAUAUUAUUUAAAAUCAUAACAAAACAAAAUAAAGUUUGUGGAAAAUGUAAUAAGAAUAAAGUCAAAAUAUUAUGGGAAUAAAGUCAUAAUAUUAAGAACAGAAAAUUACAAAUAAGGGCUCCUACCUGGCGGACAUUCACUUGUCACGGUCCAAUCUGGAAGCAAAUAACUGUGAUAAAUGAGGGAUUACUGUCAAACCAUGUUUUUGUAUGAUUUCUUCCAAAAUUUCCACAAAAAUAUUUUCAUCCAAUAGUUUGCCUCCCCUGUAUUGGAUCAUUGUCUGAAAUGUGUGCUGCGUUACUGACUCGCUGACCCCAACCAAAUAUUUCUGACUCCGCUUCAGCUAAGAUGAGGAAAAGAAUGAGAGAUUUCAAGAGUGUCGUCCAACCUCUCAUUCAUUCAUUAAGACGGAAUGUAGGGAGAAGUUUCUCCAACAGGGGGUGCUGUUGACCUCCUGUUCCUCCUACAAUGGGAGACUGACAGUUCGCCCAAGGUGUUUGUUGUUGAUCUUUGUAUGAUGUAAGCAAACAUGGAUAACAUGAAAGAUUGGGCUUACACCUCAUGGGGUGUCAUUUUUUCACUUGAAUGUAAAGGACAUUUGGGGUGCAUGUUGGCCACGCAGUCAGGAGAUCUGAGUUCGAUUCUGCGCUUGGGCAUCUCUGUGUGGAGUUUGCAUGUUCUCCCCGUGCAUGCGUGGGUUUUCUCCGGGUACUCCGGUUUCCUCCCACAUUCCAAAAACAUGCUAGGUUAAUUGGCCACUCCAAAUUGUCCAUAGGUAUGAAUGUGAGUGUGAAUGGUUGUUUGUCUAUAUGUGCCCUGUGAUUGGCUGGCCACCAGUCCAGGGUGUACCCCGCCUCUCGCCUGAAGACAGCUGGGAUAGGCUCCAGCAUACCCCAGCCACUCUAGUGAAGAUUAAGCGCCAUAGAAAAUGGGUAAAUUACAUUUGUGGUACCCCCUAUAGGUUGUGUUCUAAGUUCUUAGGAAGACAUGCUAGCAUACAAAGUCAGUUUUUCAAUGUGCAUAUCUUGCAGAAUAUUCGACUAGUUAUAAGACAAAUGGCAAUUAAUUGCAAAGUCCCUCAUUUGAUCUUUUGAAAAUGAUGAAAAAAAAAUUCCACUGCAUUUCAGCCCUGCCACAAGGACCAGCUGACAUGACAUAGGAACAUUAGGUUCUGGUUAACACAGGAAGAGAGUGAUGACAGGCUGACCUAGGCUGGAGAUGACUUGAUUGAGGGACAGUAGCAGACUGGUGUUUGGUAUCUUUGUUCUUCUGCUGUUAACCAUGGUUACCUGCAAGGGAACACAUGCAGUCAUCAUUACUUAGCACAGAAAGGGCUUCACAGGCGCAGUGACCUUUUAUCGCAUCAAAAACAUCAAGGAGAGAGGUUCAGAUAUGGAGCGCAUAUUGACGCCUGGCAUCAAGAAGGGUGCAAAGAAGCCAUUUCUCUGCAGAAAAAAACAUCAGAGACGGACUGGCAUUCUGAAUGUUGGGCAUAUUGGGAAUAUUGGGCUUGUCUGGAAGACAAGAAAAGGUGAGCGCUACUAUCAGUCCUUUGUCAGGCCAACAGUAAAGCAUCCUGAAAUCAUUCAUGGGUACGAUUAUGCAUAAGAACACAUAAAAUAUAUAGAAAACAUAUAUAACUGACUAUCUUUUGUGUUUACAGAGCAUUGAGUUUGAUUGACAGCUGGAUGUUGACGAGCGCAUGAGAGCUUCCACCAGGCUCUCCAGGUGUUUGCCCCCCCCUUUCGCCAUUAAGAGUGUAUACGUUUCACUUUACAAUGUUUACAUUGACAAUGAGUGUACAUUCUGCUCCGGCUUUUAACAUAAGCCACCACGCUGACAUUCGUCACCGUUUGCCCACCUCCUUCCUUCCCGCCCGUACCCCUCCUCAAAUGAAGUGUGACGCCAUAAAAAGUCCAAAGUGUCUAAUCUUCAGCAAUCAGGGCCUUAAAAGGCAACUUGGUGCCACAAUGCGUACAUCAGAGGCUCAGCCUUAUCAGAUUUCCACAUGUUGAUGUCAUGAGGUGUUUAUGUGUUCAUGACAAUUUCAGUAAGAAUAGAAACCAGGAUGGGUGGAGUUUCGGGGAGGAGGUGGGGCCCAUGCAAUGAAGCAGGCAGAGGUUAAAGGUGAGGAUGACCUCUACAGUACCCAAAGAAAGUGUAUGCGCAUCUAGACAGGAAAUGUAACCAUUUUGUAUGUUGUUUGCAUGCUUGUGUAUGUGUGUGUGUGUGUGUGUGUGUGUGUGUGUGUGUGCAAAGUGGGAAGUAGUUUUCCCACAGUGGAUGAGGGGGACACAGGGUAGGAGGACACAGGAAGCAAAGUCUGCUGGGAAUUUGGACCCUGAGGAAUCUCAUCUGCUGUUCAUCAGCCAUCAGUCAACCCUGCGCACACACACACACACACACACACACACACAUAAAACACUAAUGUAUGAGUGCAGUUUAAAAUAGCCGCACACUGUCUAAGCAUAAAAAAACAAACAUUGAGUGGGAUAUAUUUACAAAUCGAUGUGUUUACGUGCAGCCACAAAACCUAUUUAACCACAAAAUCAAAGCUAACGCUACCUACAGUAUAUAGUUUCCUUAAGUGCAUCCAUCUUCCUGUGGUAACUGCCACACCUGUUACCACCUGGCAAUUAGUCAUCUUUCUUAAUCCUUCUCCACCGAUUUCAAAUCAACAUUUCCAAUAAAAGUGUUAUAACACAUCCAUUGGUUCGAGUUGGAGUACCAAUCACCAUGUCGCUUUAUUUGCCAUUGUUCAUUAGUGACAAAGGAAGCUAACCAUGGAAGCUAACCAAAGAAUUGCACGGCACACGCUAUGAACUUUGAAAAUAGAGCAGUUACGCCAUCAAUCAACUAGGCGAGAUUGGACACAAUAAGUUAUCAAGUGACUUCGCACAUUGACUGCUCUGAUUUAUUCGUCCCGGCGCCAUUUGGCUGUAGAGUUUUUGUUUCCUUGUUAAAACAUUUUCAUACACAUUCAUUGAGUCGGUUUAGCUUCAUCUUCAUCUUCUAUUGUUUAUUGGCUGCUAGCAAGCAAUUUAAGCAGUUUGCAGCUUGCUAGUGAACAAAUGAAGGAGAUUGAUUGACAAUAGUCCAUAGCCAAUCAGGACGCAGAAAACAAUGGGCAGGUUCUUUCUUCUCCAAUACGACUGUUUUGGCUCUAGAGGGCUCCUAAUUUCUUACACAGGUACACAGACUAGAUGGAGCUGUACUCAUCGUCAACAUGAGUGUACAACACCCGGUGCUGGUAGCAGUAGUGAACAUUAAGGCCGGGAUCACAGGCCAUCAGAAUCGUUCUGCAAGAUUAAAAUCCCUGUUGUAAUCGCACACUAGCUCCGUGGGGUGCAGCGCCGGUUUUUGGCGGAAAUAAUUGGUUUGGGAUCUUUAACAGAGCACUGAUAGAUCACUCUAAUACACCACAAGGACGCAAAACACAAUGCACAUUUAUAUGCUGUUAAUAUUCAAAAUUGCACUUAAAAAUCCUCAAAAGUUGAAACACUGUACCUUCCACGAUGUUACGUUUGGCUACAGGUUUGGUUACGGUUUGGUUACGGUUGCGUUCUGUAAUGAAGUUUGGAUGGGGUACACAAGAUCAUCCCUAAUUCUGAUCAAUUGGAACCUAACUUCCAAUAAAUUCGGCUACUUUUCCUGACACUCCAAGACAUCUAAUGUUAAGUUACAUUAGGUGAGAAUAUGUAUUUACGGCUACAUUGCAUCAGUUAGCUUACACUAUAUGUACUUUUCACUUUAAAUGUGAGUUGAUUAUUCAAUGUAAGCAAGUUUGCAUACUUUAUGGAUAUAAACAUAAAGACAUAAUAUGAAUAGAGGACUGUUUAAGUGGAAUAUAAUAACGAGGAUCUAAGAUUAUUUAGUCCCAUUAUUCAUACAAAUAAAAACACAUUCUUUCGCAAGCAGUCCAACGGGGGGAGGAGAGAGAGAUGGUGGAAGGGAGGGAGCUACAUAGAGAGAGAAAAGUUCUACCACAUUCUCCCUCACAGGAUGAUCCCGUCAUACUCUCUGAUCUCUUCCCGGGAUGAACCACAGGCAGGCGGCCUCUCCGAGCCCGGGAAGCCCGCGGGCCAGGAGCCGGGACAACCUGCUGAUGUACGACGACUUCCCGGAGGAGAACAGUUGUCCCGGACGAUGGCUGAGCCACGGCAGCUCCGAGAGACAACUGCUGGCUCGCCUCAGCGCCGUGAAGCGACGCCAGGCCCUGCGAGGCCCCGGCCACAUGUUUACCGCCCCGUCUGCCAGCCCCUCGGAGGUCGAGCAGCGCUUCCUGGAGGCAGCCGAGUACGGCAACAUACCCGAGGUGCGCCGCAUGCUGCGGCACGUGCCGCACCUGAACGUCAACACGGUGAACUACAUGGGUCAGAACGCGCUGCAGUUGGCCGUGGCCAACGAGCACCUGGAGGUCACCGAGCUGCUGCUGGGGAGGCCCGACUUGGCCCGAGUGGGUGAUGCCCUGCUGCUGGCCAUCAGUAAAGGUUACGUUCGCAUUACAGAGGCCCUGCUAGCCCACCCAUCAUUUCGAGAUGCCCAUCGUCUUACAGCAAGUCCUGCUCAAGUGGACAUACUAGAUGACUUCUAUGCGUAUGACGAGGACGGGACAAGGUUCUCCCACGAUGUCACUCCGGUGAUCCUGGCGGCUCACUGCCAGGAGUAUGAGAUCGUCCAUACCUUGCUGAGUAAAGGGGCUCGCAUCGACCCUCCCCACGACUACUUCUGCGGCUGCAACUCCUGCAACUACCAGCAGCAGUUUGACUCCUUCAGCCACUCGCGGUCUCGCAUCAACGCCUACCGGGGACUGGCCAGUCCGGCGUACCUGUCUCUGUCCAGUGAGGACCCAGUGCUGGCCGCUCUGGAGCUCAGCAGCGAACUGGCCAUGCUGGCCAACAUCGAGAAGGAGUUUAAGGGCCAGGCUAUCGGACAAGUGUUUAAAUUCUUCAGCCUGCUUUGUCUGCAGAACGACUAUUGCUGUCUGUCAAGCCAGUGUAAGGACUUUGUGGUGGGCCUCCUGGACCUGUGUCGCAGCACGGAAGAGGUGGAGGCCAUACUGAACGGAGAAACUGACUGUGGCGAGAGCUACGAUCCGCCAGGUCGCCCUUCCCUCGCACGCCUCAAGUUAGCCAUCAAGUACGAAGUGAAGAAGUUUGUGGCCCACCCCAACUGCCAGCAGCAGCUGCUGAGCAUCUGGUACGAGAACCUGCCUGGUUUGAGGCAACAAACCACCGCCAUCAAACUUCUGGUGGUCUUGGCGGUAGCUAUGGGGUUACCAGGGUUGGCUUUGGCCUACUGGAUUGCUCCGUGCAGCAGAGUGGGUCAAGUGAUGCGAAGCCCCUUCAUGAAGUUUGUGGCCCACGCCUCGUCCUUCACAAUCUUCCUGGGUCUCCUGAUCUUGAAUGCCGCAGACCGCUUCGCAGGAACCACUUUACUGCCCAACAUGACCCACCACCAUGUUCCAGGGGGACUCAGCACAGACCCACUGCUGCUCUAUCGAAUGACCACAACCCCCUUCACCUGGAUGGAGAUCCUCAUCAUCGCGUGGGUCGUGGGUAUGAUCUGGGCGGAAGUGAAGGAAAUCUGGAGUCUCGGGCCAGGCGAAUACAUUGUGGAACCGUGGAACUUUCUGGACUUUGGGAUGCUGGCCAUCUUCCUGGCGUCCUUCAGCUGUCGCUUCUCCGCCCUCAGACACGCCAGCGUUGCUCAGACGCAUGUCCACGCCCACUACACAAACCUGACAAACGUCACGCUGCCCCCGGAGAUACUCUACUUUACACUGGCCCGCAUCCACUGGCUCCCGUCGGACCCCCAGCUGGUCUCUGAGGGUCUGUACGCUGUGGCGGUGGUGCUGAGCUUCUCUCGCAUCGCUUACAUCCUCCCGGCCAAUGAGAGCUUCGGUCCGCUGCAGAUCUCCUUGGGGAGGACAGUGAAGGACAUCUUCAAGUUCAUGGUCAUCUUCCUGCUGGUCUUCUUGGCCUUCAUGAUCGGCAUGUUCAACCUGUACUCGUACUACCUGGGUGUCAAGCAGAACGACGCCUUCACCACGCUGGAGGAGAGCUUCAAGACUUUGUUCUGGGCCAUAUUCGGGCUAUCCGAGGUCAGGUCGGUGGUCAUAAACAACAGGCACAAAUUCAUCGAGAACGUCGGCUAUGUGCUGUAUGGUGUUUACAACGUUACCAUGGUGAUCGUGCUGCUCAACAUGCUCAUCGCCAUGAUCAACAGCUCCUUCCAGGAGAUUGAGGACGAUGCUGAUGUUGAGUGGAAGUUUGCUCGGGCUAAACUCUGGUUUUCCUACUUUGAGGAGGGAAGGACGUUACCGGUGCCCUUCAACCUGGUCCCCAGUCCAAAGUCCAUGCUGGGUCUGUCCAAAGGCAUCAAGUCUCUGGCCCUGCACUAUGUGAGGGGACAAAGGGAAGACAAGAAUGAGACACAGCUUGACAAGAUUGGAGAAAGAAAAAGUUCAACAUACAGCAGUUCCACUCACCCUUCCAGAUAUCAGAAGAUCAUGAAGCGUCUGAUCAAGCGUUAUAUCAUCAAAGCUCGAGCAGACAGAGAGAGCGACGAGAUCACAGAAGGUGAGCUGAAAGAAAUCAAGCAGGACAUCUCCAGCCUACGCUAUGAGCUGCUGGAAGAAAAGUCUCAGAACAUGGAGACCCUGGAUGAGCUGCUGAAAAGACUUGGCGACAUCACCACACCCUCCUGAUCAUUCGUUUACUGCUGUAUACGUUUCAACACUUGCUGUAGCUAUUAAAGAUUUGU
Messenger RNA from Doryrhamphus excisus (bluestripe pipefish), 6930 nucleotides. Lineage: Eukaryota; Metazoa; Chordata; Actinopteri; Syngnathiformes; Syngnathidae. The record is from RefSeq and is a predicted model, not a curated record.